Molecule: messenger RNA, 987 nt
Organism: Trichophyton rubrum CBS 118892
Lineage: Eukaryota; Fungi; Ascomycota; Eurotiomycetes; Onygenales; Arthrodermataceae
Exons: 11
Coding region: 1-987 (328 amino acids)
Molecular function (GO): methyltransferase activity
Source: RefSeq, a predicted model, not a curated record
AUGGUUGCUGUUGCGGAUCGAAGCCUGGAGAUUGAUGCGUGGAAACAGGCCGAGAAUGACGAUGAAUCUACGCAUAGCGAAUUGCAAGACGAACAGAGCUAUCUGAGCUCUUUGACUUCGAGUGUUGUCAAUUAUAAAUAUGAGAAUGGUCGACGAUACCAUGCCUUUCGUGAAGGAAUAUACACACUCCCCAAUGAUAAGGAGGAGCAAGAUCGAAUGGACUUUGUACACCAUAUAUACCUUUUGCUUCUUGGUGGUGCCUUAUACGUUGCUCCAAUAUCAGACCCAAAAAGGGUUUUGGAUCUAGGAACAGGGACAGGUUUAUGGGUAAAUGAUUUUGCAGAUGAACAUCCUAAUGCUGAAGUAUUUGGCACGGACUUAAGUGCAAUCCAGUCGCCAUGGGUCCCACCGAACGUGAUAUUUGAAAUCGAUGACUACGAAACAGAUUGGUCAUACUCGUCCGGAUUUGACUUCAUACAUAGUCGUGAGCUAAUGGGCUUCAUCGGAGACCACGACCGCUUCAUGUCUCAGGCAUAUGAAAAUCUAAACCCCGGGGGGUGGCUCGAGAUGCAAACAACUGAUCCAACACUUUUCUCCGUUGACGGAGGUAUGGAGAGGGCCAAAAUACUGCCCAGCUACAUUGCAAAUCUGCAUAGAGCUAGUGCCCUGUUCGGUAAAUCCAUGACCGAAGUUAACAGCUGGCCCAGAAGGAUGGUAAGGGCCGGAUUUAAAGAUGUUCAGGUUCAAAUUUUGACGCUUCCAAUUGGUACGUGGCCAAAGGACCCUAAACUGAAGGAGAUAGGCAAGUUCCAGCAAGUGCAGAUUGCACAGGCUGUCGGUGCAUAUACCCCUGCCCUAUAUACCCGUGUGCUGAAAUGGACUCGGGAAGAGAUCAACGAUCUUUGUGCCAAGGUUCGAGCCGAACUUCAGGAUCGAUCCUUGCACCUUUACUUAAAAGUGCAUAUUGUUAUAGGAAGGAAACCAUGA